Penicillium paradoxum is the source of this 462-nucleotide messenger RNA. RefSeq lists its product as uncharacterized. NCBI's taxonomy places the organism in Eukaryota, Fungi, Ascomycota, Eurotiomycetes, Eurotiales, Aspergillaceae. The transcript has 3 exons. The coding region runs from base 1 to 462 and encodes 153 amino acids. The record is from RefSeq and is a predicted model, not a curated record. Gene Ontology annotation, molecular function: oxidoreductase activity. Gene Ontology annotation, cellular component: mitochondrion.
AUGUUCCGCUUCAGCAAAACCCUCGACCCAAUCACCCUCUUCCACUCCCCCUCCAUCCAAGCCUCAACCCGCACGCUCAACAUCCUCAAACAAGCCUCCUCGACCGCCAGCGAAACCGCCACAGAAGACCAAGCCAGCGACCACUCCCAGCACACCAAGAAGCAGCGCGGCGAGUUCGAGCUGGAAAUCACCACCUCCCCCCCAACGGCGGAUCAGCUGCGCAGUAUCCUCGAUUACAUCUCGCCGGUCAGCGGUGUUGGCGGCCCCGGUGAGAAGGUGACAUACGGGGUUGCGGAGCUGGUGAAGGGCGCGAAGAAUGCGGAGGAGGCGUUGAAGAAGUUUAAGGAGGAUAAUGGGGCUCUUGUUAGACCUAUUACUGUCGAUUGGGUCAAUGGCCGUGCUGUGAUUGGAGACAACGAGUCCGAGAUUCUGCGCAUGGUGCGCCAGCUUCCUGAGAAUUAA